This is a messenger RNA of Impatiens glandulifera, 1093 nucleotides long. RefSeq names its product superoxide dismutase [Fe], chloroplastic. The record is from RefSeq and is a predicted model, not a curated record. The transcript has 9 exons. Lineage: Eukaryota; Viridiplantae; Streptophyta; Magnoliopsida; Ericales; Balsaminaceae. The coding region runs from base 90 to 1001 and encodes 303 amino acids. Gene Ontology annotation, biological process: superoxide metabolic process. Gene Ontology annotation, molecular function: metal ion binding; superoxide dismutase activity. Gene Ontology annotation, cellular component: chloroplast nucleoid.
CUGUUAUUACUAUCGCAUUUCGCCUCCCACUCUUCCUCCUUCCAAAAAGUUGGUUUUUUUUCUACAGACAAGAAGCGGAUAGCUCAGACAUGGCUUCUUCAGCUGUUACUGCUACUUUGCUUAAUUGCUCUAUCUUUUCCAACGAUGGUUCACGUGGGUCAUCUCGGAAACUGCUCUUAUGGAAAAAAGAGAGAAUAUGCUCGAGAAAAAAUCGUGUUGGUGGUAUAACAGCUCAAGUUGAACUAGCUCCUCCACCAUACCCUUUGAAUGGUUUGGAGCCACACAUGAGCCGAGAAACACUAGAUUAUCAUUGGGGAAAGCACCACAGGACUUAUGUUGAUAAUUUGAACAAGCAAAUUGGUGGAACAGAGCUAGAUGGUUUGCCAUUGGAACACAUAAUUAUUGCCACAUACAACAAGGGUGAUUUGCUUCCUGCUUUCAAUAAUGCCGCUCAGGCAUGGAACCAUGAUUUCUUUUGGAAGUCUAUGAAACCAGGUGGUGGAGGAAAACCAACUGGGGAGCUACUAGAGUUAAUCAACAGAGACUUUGGUUCUUUUGAGAGAUUCGUCGAGGAGUUCAAAGCAGCAGCAACAUCACAGUUUGGUUCAGGCUGGGCAUGGCUUGCAUAUAAAGCAAACAAACUUGAUGUCGGAAAUGCGAUAAACCCACGCCCAUCAGAAGAAGACAAGAAGUUAGUAGUGGUCAAGACUCCCAAUGCUGUGAACCCCCUUGUGUGGGAUUAUUCACCACUCCUCACCAUAGAUGUCUGGGAACAUGCUUACUACCUUGACUUCCAGAACCGAAGGCCAAAUUACUUCUCAGUCUUUAUGGACAAACUUGUAUCGUGGGAAGCAGUCAGUUCUAGGCUGGAGGAGGCUAAGGAAAGAGCAGCCCAAAGAGAGAGACCAGAAGAUGCAGGGGUGGUAGAGAAAGAGUCGUCAGACCAUGAAUCUGUGGAAAUGUUCUUGGACAGCGAUGCAGAGGAUUCUGAUGCUGAAUGAUUUUGUCGAAAUUUUUUUACUUUAAAGGGGAACAAUUGAAUAUCUGAGUUAUGUGGAAAAUUUAUUUUAUGAGGCUUCUCAUUUGGACUGCA